Messenger RNA from Rattus norvegicus (Norway rat), 1586 nucleotides. It is a transcript of the gene Spata25, whose product is annotated as spermatogenesis associated 25. The transcript has 2 exons. The record is from RefSeq and is marked provisional. Lineage: Eukaryota; Metazoa; Chordata; Mammalia; Rodentia; Muridae. Bases 46 to 723 code for a protein of 225 amino acids.
GAGGAAUAGGACUAUUCCCUCACAAACAGGGACUCUGGGGCAGCCAUGUCCUACUUCACCUCUCCACAAACUCAUCUGGGUCUUCUGCCUUCUGGCCAAGGUGGGGCUGCUUCUUCGGGUUCGUCCCUUGGCCUCUAUAGUCCUGCAGAGCCAGUGCUGGUGGCACCUGGUGGAUUAGGCCCACUGAGCCAGAAAGCUGAGCAGGUGGCACCUGCUGCCCAGGCCUGGGGUCCCACCUUGGCAGUGCCUGAAGCCAGGGGCUGCCCUGGGGGUGUUAGCUGGGAGACACCUCGGAGAAAGGAACACAACCGAUACUGCCCCAAAUUGCCCCCUGUGAGGCAGCUGGAGAGCUUGGGCUGGGCAGACCCCUGCUCCAGAAGCAGAGCUCCUCCCUAUCUGAGUGGCCCUAGCAGGCCCCGGCCCCUGCUGCUGUGUGGGCUGUCACCUGGGGUUCUGCCAAUAUCCUCCGAGGCAGUGGGGAAGGAGGCCAGCUCCCAACCUGACAUCUGCAUCCUUACCCUGGCCAUGAUGAUCGCUGGUAUACCUACUGUGCCUGUGCCAGGCCUGCGGGAAGAGGACCUGAUCCGGGCAGCUCAAGCCUUCAUGAUGGCCCAUCCAGAGCCAGAGGGGGCUGUGGAGGGGAUGCAGUGGGAGCAGGCGCAUGCCCACAUGGCUUCUGGACAGAUGCCUUUAGUGAGAUCCAGGAGGGGCUCCUGCUUGUAGUCAGAUGAAAUAGCAUGAGACACAGGGCGGCUUCUCCGUAUGGUUUUUGGGCAGAUGAGGUUGGGAAUGGCUCUCUCUGGCUGCGAUGGGAAGAGGGUGUGGGUAACUGAGCCACCCUGACAGACUGCACGGCUGGGUUAGGACCACUCUGCAGGAAGUUCUUCGUGCCACCACAGAUCUGAGCAGAUAAGGUACCUACCUAGGAAGCCCUGUUGGGAGAGUAGAGAAAAUUUUCUGUCUAAAGUCCUAGACAAUGUGGAUUUUCCUCUUGCCUUGUGUCCCAGUUUGCUGAGGGGAGAUGGCACUGUAGACGAAUGAUGGACACUUGGCUGAGUCAACAGACUUGUUCUUCACUCCAGCCAACCCUGUGGGAAAGCCCACUCUACAGAGAAGCUGAAGCCUAGGGCGCUUCCUGGAGCCUCAGUGCCAGUAAAGGCAGAACCAGGCCUGCAAACCCUGGCAGGUAAACCAGAAACAGUCAACAUCUCAGGUGGCACCACUGUGCCAAGGCUCCUCCUUUCACACCACAAAAGGACAUCCAUUAAACAGACAACAGGACAAGCACGGGGAGACAACAUUCACUUUAUUGAUCCCAUCCCAGGGUGGGACAGAACUGGGAACUCUGGCAGCCCCACCAAAGUAGCCUCUUCCUUCAUGGAGAGUUCCAGGGUCAGAGCCAAGUGAGUCCCAUCAUGACUGAGCAGGAGUUACCAACACAGAACCUUCAGCCUUACCACCCAUUAUUUCCCUUAAGGAACCAGCUGUUUCCAGAAACUUCUUAAGUUACAAAUCAAUCUUACUUAUGAAAAAGUUGUCAAAACUGAAUCCAGAAUGCACAACAGUGACUGUAUUUGGCCGUCAAA